UUGUUUGUACUCAUGACUAUUCCCCUAUAUCUUCCACCUCUCUCUCCACCACCUCUAACAUGGAUCCUAAAUAAGUUAGUUAAAAAUCUUGUACAAACUCCUAUUAGCUUUUUCUUGUUUGUACUCAUGACUAUUCCCAUAUAUCUUCCACCUCUCUCUCUACCACCUUUAACAUGGAUCCUAAAUAAGUUAGUUAAAAAUCUUGUACAAACUCCUAUUAGCUUUUUCUUAUUGGUAUUCAUGGCUAAACUCUUAUAUCUUCCCCUUAAAGUCCUUAAUCCUUAUCCCCUCAUUCAUUGCAGAUUUUAGGAUUAGAUUCACUUUCUUGUGUGAUCUGAGGUCAGUUGAAAAUAAUAUUGUACAAACUCCUUACCAAUACCUUCUUGUUGUUGGUACUCAUGACUAAUCUCUUACAUCUUCCCCUUAAAGUCCUGAUACCCUUAUUCUGUGUAGCUUAUAGCAUUAGAUUCACUUUUUAGCCUCCACCACCUAACCCUAAUGUACCCACCCACACAUUGGCAGGGUGUAUCAUGGGUGACAAUCUGCUACAUGCUGGGUGAGAUACAAUGCACGAGGCGGGUGACGGAGGACUUUGACAAGCGCCUCCUCCUCACCUUCCUGCAUGUGUGGUUCAAUGAAAGGCUCCUCACCUCAGACUUCAGGUUCUAUCAGGGUUAUGCUCUCCCUAUGUGCAAGAACCAGGCUGAGUAUCUGGAGUUCAUCAACCAGUUACCAGUGACAGACUCUCCUGAAGUGUUUGGUUUACACCCUAACGCUGACAUCACGUACCAGAUCAACACGGCCAAGGGUAUUCUGGACACCAUCCUCAGCAUGCAGCCCAAGGAGGGGGGUCAGCGCGGCGGGGAGACUCGGGAGGUGGUCGUGUCCAAGCUGGCCAACGAUAUGCUCUCCAAGCUUCCUGCGGACUACAUUCAGCACGAGAUCAGAGAAGCACUGCAGAGGAUGGGCGCCAUACUGCCCAUGAACAUUUUCCUCAGGCAGGAGCUGGACCGCAUGCAAAAGGUGUUGAAGGUGGUGCGGAAGACCCUGCAGGACCUCCACCUGGCCAUCGAGGGGACCAUCAUCAUGAGCACCUCCCUCAAGGACAUGCUGGACGCAAUGUACGACGCCCGGGUCCCUGAGCGCUGGCGGAAGGUUUCGUGGGAGUCCAGCACGCUCGGGUUCUGGUUCACAGAGUUGAUGGAGCGAGACUCACAGUUCCGCCGCUGGUACUCCUACGGGCGGCCCAAGGCUUUCUGGAUCACCGGCUUCUUCAACCCUCAAGGCUUCCUGACGGCCAUGAGACAGGAAGUGACCCGCCAGCACAAGGGUUGGUCGCUGGACUGUGUGAUCCUGCAGAACCUGGUGACGCGCUUCAACAAGGAGGACAUUCACGACCCGCCUCCAGAGGGAGUCUACAUCUACGGCCUCUUCCUGGAAGGUGCCUCGUGGGAUCGCAAGCAGGGACGCCUCAUGGAAUCAAGGGCUAAGGUGGGUGAAGGGGUGUACCUGAUGCUAGGUUUGUGUGUUUGUGUGUGUGUGUCUGCGGGGUAUUUGGAGAUUUUGAUUUUCCUCUCCUUGGCAGAUUCUGUACGAACCCAUGCCAAUCAUCUACCUGUAUGCGGUGAAUACAACCAGCGGGAAGGACCCAACGCUGUACGAGUGUCCCAUAUACAGGAAGCCACUGAGGACCGACGCCACGUACAUCGGCUCAAUAGACUUGGAGACCACUGAGUACCUCCCCUCCCACUGGACGCUGCGCGGAGUGGCUCUGCUGUGUGACAUCAAGUGAGGCUGCGGCUGUGUCUGCAUUAGGAGAGGGAGAGGAAUGAUAUACUCUUUACUCUUAGUGCUUGCGAGGUGAGAUGAUGCGUAGGGCAUGUAGUCUGUGUAGGUUGUGUUGUCUGUUGUUUGUGUUGUCAUUAGUAAGAUAAGUAUAGUUUGGGUAAUAAGUAGACAGGUGUUUCUCUAGAGCUGGGUUCAAGAGGGGCUACUGAGGGUAUAGCCAUGAACUCCCCCCAUCUCCACCCCAAAAAAGAGGCUCUCACAGGACAGGAUGGAUACUAACCUUUUGCCUCACAUCAUUGACACUUGGGACAUCAGUAGCCUCCACAAAAUACUUAACCCCAAGGCCCCUAAAACACUCAACCCAGCUCUGUAUCUAUGUUAAGGUGUGUGGAGAAAGAUGUAUUUUGUUAUAGAGGCAAUAGCAUAUAAAAUAAAUAAUGCUAAGGUGUUAUCUAAGAAGUCUACAUAGGUGAUAAACUACAUUACUCAUUCCUAGUCAUUAGAUUUCUUUGUAGUAGACUUCAAGAACAGGUUGCAUAAAGAAAGUGUUGUCCACAGUAUUAUCUAAAGCCGUAAGUCCACCCAAAUCCAGGUGAUAGCCAGGUAAGGCACUACUUUGAAAGGUGCUAAUGUCCAGGUGAAGAGAGACCUAGACACACUUAGAGCUCGUGUUGCCGUCCAUAUUAAUAACUUGUUAGUAAGCAUAACUCCACGAGGAAGAUAUCACUCAAUAGUAAGCACAAUGCCAUGAGGAAGGUAGUCAUAUUUCUGUCAUGUAAGUAACAGAGAGAGCUGAGUUUCUUCUGCAAUGAACUCUUUAGGUUAUUUGGUAUCUAUCCAAACAGUCUGAAAGUGCCACAAGAUGCAACAGUAUUAACCCCUUGACUGCAGAUUUCCUACAAGAAGACAUCACCAAGCUACAGGAAUGGAACAAAAAGUGUCUGCUACAAUUCAGUGAAGAAAAAUGUAAAGUCCUGCACCUUGGGAGGGGAUAUCCAGCAUACCAAUACCAAAUGGGAAACGCUCCACUAUCCACCACAGAGGCAGAGAGAGACCCGGGAGUGUAUGUAACCAGGCUACCAGUGAAAGCCAAAUCCGUGCCAAUCGCAGCGGACGGGUUAAUCAGUGGUUGUUGUGAAGGAAAACCCCAGUACUCUUGCCUUAAAAAAAAAUUAAAAAAAUAAACACAGAGGCUUUUUAUGUUGAUUGAUAAUUAUUGUUGCAGGUAAACAACAAAGAAGGGAGGAACAUGCCAUCCCAACCCCUAGGCAGUAUACAUAAUGUGAUUAUACAACUAGUAAUACAUGUGGAGGUACCACCAUGAAACUAAAAAGACACAAUGGUAGGAGACAAGUGCUAAAAAAAAUAAAGGCCUUGAUGAAGUCAAGGGAGCAGACAUAAGGGACUGAACAUGUGAACUACAGUCCAGGUCCAAAUGCAGGAUACUCACUUAGCACAGCUGAAAGAACAUUAUUGUUAAUGAACCAGCCCACCAACUCAGGCAGGCCCCAGUGGCCCUGUGGGCAGUAAGCACUAAUAGCAGGACAUAGUGAUUGAGCGUGUGACCCCCUGGCCUGGCACACAAGCGGCAAGGUACAGGGUCAGCCCCACUGACCUCCCAGUAAUAUCUGUAGCCCAGCCUCAGCCACAUCACCACCAUAUCAGAGGAUGCACUAAGCCUACCUUAAGUGUGGGUGCAGAAACAUGAUACCUGGGCAUAGUGAAUGCUGGAGGACUACCAUCCUGACACCUCAAGGCAAGUUGAUUGGUAACAGACUCACUAACAAGGGAUUUAAGUCUACUCUUAACAUAAUUAUAGGUGUACGCAACACCUAGGUGCACAGUGAGAUCAUCAGAGGCAGCACGAGCAAGUCUGUCUGCCUUUUCAUUGUGGGGCAACCCAACAUGUGAGGGCACCCAGAUGAAGUGUGCACAGUGCUCCAGCAGGCUAAGGGUACUACGGCACUUAUUGACUACGUAUAUCACAGUCAGAGGGGGAGGAAGACAGCAGUGCAUACAAGGCACAUUGACUAUCAACAAACAGAUACACAGAUUUCCUGAGCACUAUAGUGAUAUGGAGGGCUUCAAAUAUGGCAUAGAGUUCCGCCCUUGUGGAAGACAUGAUCAGGAAGCCUCUUGGAAACCUCAGUGUCAGUAUACUCAGAGGGGGUGGUAAAGUCUCUAAUAAAUAAUCCACAUCCAGUCUUGCUGCCAUUGACAGAUCCAUCACAAAACACAUGGACAACCUGGGUAUGGGGAUAUGCAGACAAUUUGGUCAGAAAAUGGUCCAGCAGAACUUGAGGAAGCCAAAAGUCUUUAGGUUUAUCCAAUUUUUCUAUAUCAACACUAACUAUGAGGGUUCCAAGAGAUAACAAGGGCUGCUAAUGAGGGCAAGACACGGUUCAAGGACACCACGGUCAGAUAAGAGCUUGUGAAGCUUUCUAAGGUAUGAUUUGGCCGGAAUGUUAGGGGUGGUCUGAAAGUUACCAAGAGCCUGCCUAAGCUGAGUGUCCCCGUGACAAAUCAUGCGACAGACUGUGCGGCAAGUAAUUUCCUGGAUUCUGCAGACAACACUGGGCAGUUCCAACUCAGCUCAGAGGAGUUCAAGCUUUGCUGUCCUGGGACAACCCAGAAUGAUUCGCAUUGCCUCAUUUUGUAUUAGCUCCAAGGGCUUCACCUGGGAAGGGCUACAAUGCACCAGAACUGGUGCAGCAUAAUCAAUCAGUGACCUGAUGACAUAGUUAUAAAACAUCCUGAGAAUGGGAAUUCCUGCUCCAAGACCCCUAUUUGCUAAUACAUGUAAUGGGGCAAGGCGAGGAAGACAGACAUUACAGACAUAUUCAACGCAAUUGGUAUACUACUUUUUAAAACUAAGUUGCACUCCUAAAUACUUAUAACAUUGUACUCGGCCUAAUGCGACAGUGUUGAUGCUCGGUGAACGACAUACUUUGAGACUCGUCUGAUAUUUAGUUUUUGAGGCAUUGACAACUAGACCCAUAUGUAUACAAAGGUCCUCAAGGUGCUGCAGGGCUAUGGUCAGGCUUCCAGGGUAAUCACACUGAAUGAGGAUGUCGUCAGCAUAAAUGACAAUUUCAGUGCCCCGAGGAAAGGAGUGCUGGGCAAUCUUAUCCAUAAGGAUAUUGAAUAACAUGGGGCUGAGGACUCCACCUUGAGGGGUGCCUAGGUCAAAGGACUCUUCAGUUGAUACUGCACCCUGAGACCAUACCCUAGCCUGUCUGUCGUACAAAUACUCCCUAAUCCACCCCAAAAGUUUCCCUUUCUCACCUUUCAUGAUGAGUUCCUCCAUGAUAACAUCUUUGUUGGCCAAAUCAAAAGCACCCUUGAGGUCUAUAAAAGCUCUGCAGGUGACUGUCAUUACUCAAACAUUUGACAAAACAAUCGGCAGUGGAGCGACCCUUCAUAAACCCAUGGAAAUUAGGGAACAUUGUCACCCACCUUAUAAAUGAAAUGUUGUAGGAUAACCCUUUCCAUUAGCAUACACAAACAACUGGUGAGAGAAAUGGGACGAAAAGUGCUGUCACUCUUAGGUAUGGGAACAAUGAGAGCCGAUUUCCAUGGAGGCAAGACACUAGAAUAGGACGUGUUAAAUAGAUCAAGAAUGGGGCUAUCAGGCAGGGCAAGGUGGGGAUAAAGGACAUCAUAGGUUAAGCCAUCCUGACCAGGGGCCAUCGACUUGCCAGGCCUAAUAGCGCGAAGGAGCUCAUCCAGAGUAAUAGGAACACAAGUGUCAUCUACCAGGGCCACAUGAUGGUGUACAAGGGCCAUGCGCCGGGGCUGAUGGCAGGCAAGAGCAUCUCUAUGGGUGGCCGGCAGCCCAGCCACUGCAGAGGCAUGUGUCCAUGUUUGCAAUAGUGUCUUGGCCCUCCCAGCAGGAUCAGGAUCCUGACGGUAUGGUUAGGUUUGCCCCUGACCCUGUUGACAUAGAGCCAAAUCCUCUGCUUACUCUAGUUGCAGCUGUUACUCCUCUAAGUACAAUUAAUGAGUACAUAUUUAUUAGUAUAUGUCAUGUAUCAGUAUUGGGUAGGCUGCCAAGGCUAGUGCAUACUGCUCAUACUCAAGAAUAGCCCUUUAAAACCUAGCUUUACCUGUAUAUUAAUCUGAGUGCACUAAAUCAUAGACUAUAUUUUGGUACAAAGCUUGUAUAGAAUAUUGCUUAAAUGCAGCUUUGAAAUAAAUGG
This is a messenger RNA of Eriocheir sinensis (Chinese mitten crab), 5987 nucleotides long. Its product is annotated as dynein axonemal heavy chain 8-like. Lineage: Eukaryota; Metazoa; Arthropoda; Malacostraca; Decapoda; Varunidae. Gene Ontology annotation, biological process: microtubule-based movement. Gene Ontology annotation, cellular component: dynein complex. Bases 499 to 1734 code for a protein of 411 amino acids. The record is from RefSeq and is a predicted model, not a curated record. The transcript has 7 exons. Gene Ontology annotation, molecular function: minus-end-directed microtubule motor activity; dynein intermediate chain binding; dynein light intermediate chain binding.